AUGUCCAAGGAACCUGGUAGACCCCGUAAGGGAUGCAUGAUGGGCAUUCUACUUCUGGUGAGCUUGGUGGGCAGUUGGCUGUUGUUGCGGGAAGUGCCGAAAGCCGGUCGUAUUCCCUGUCGCGUGUUUCGUAGUCGAAGAAAGUUCCACGAUGAUCGCCUGGAGCGCAGAAGACGGAGUUCAGAAAACCUUUACGAAUUGCUGAGUGAUUCUCAAGACACGUACUACGACGAAGAUACGUGGACAGUGGGAACCACCUUUUUUUCAGAAAAUACAUAUUCCCGACAGCCCUACGUCGCCAACGGAUACAUAGGCAGUCGUAUACCCAACGUGGGGUUCGGCUUUGCUCCGGACACCUUCAACAUUUGGAUCCCCGAUCGCUUAGUGCCCGGGGCCCUGAACAACGGCUGGCCAUUAAGAAACAGACGGUUUGCUGGUGCAUUUGUCUCGGACUUUUACGCCUUAGAGCCCGAACUCAAUUCCACAAAUUUCCCGGAGUUGGACAAAAAUGGGUAUUCUACCGCUCUGGCUGCCAUCCCACAAUGGACGGAUCUAAGCUUCUCUAUAAGAGACAACAGUGCUCGUUUUGACGCCCAAAGCGUGCACGCAGAUCAGGUCUCUAAUUACCGACAAAACCUCUCCAUGCUUACGGGUGAAGUAACGACGGAGCUAGACUGGCUCAGUACAAUACAUGUCAAGUCCACAAUUUUCGCCCACCGAAUGCUUCAUCCACUUGGAAUUGUGCAGUUAGAGCUUUCUUUGAUCCCCGACAAUCCUGGAAGAAGCCAGCAGAUGGACUUACAAUUGUUCGACGUUCUAAACCAUUCCACAUCGCAAAGAACAUACCUGAGAGAUCUGGGGUAUGACUCUGAUGGAAUUUACAUGAUAGUUGAACCAGAUAACGUCCCCUACUCAUCGGCGGCCAUGUAUUCGUCUCUGCAAGUGUCAUCUCAUGAGUCGAAUUUGGACGGGGUGGUGUACCAAGUAACUAACACAUCUGUCACAAAUAAGCGCUUUUUGCAGCUUACCUCUGAAAAUCCGUCGGUAACAAUCACCAAGUAUGUGGGAAUAAUGUCGUCAGAAUAUGACCGUUACGAUAAAACGGUAUCGAAUUUGGAUACUGCAAAGGACUUGGUCCAUCAAUAUUUUGGACGUUACGAUGAUUUGACUAAAUGGCACCAUGAUGCCUGGGUUCAGAUCUACGCAAACGCCACGAUAGAAAUACCAUCAGACAGCUUACUUGAGUUAUCGGCUAGGUCAUCAGUGUUCCAUUUGUUGAGCAAUACCCGGAAAUUCAAUGUGUCUCAAGAUCGAGGAUUGCCUGUACCAGCAUCUGGCAUCAGUUCAGAUUCUUACGCUGGCUUAGUAUUCUGGGAUGCUGAUCUUUGGAUUAUGCCUGCGCUUCUUCCAUUCUUUCCGGAAAUUGCCCGACAUAUGGUAACUUACCGGAUGUCAAUGCAUGAUCAAGCUAGGAUUAAUGCACGCGAUAAUGGAUAUCCAGGAGCUAUUUAUCCUUGGACGACUGGACGUUUUGCGAAUUGCACUUCCACGGGUCCUUGCGUUGACUACGAAUACCAUAUUAACAUCGAUAUUGCCAUGGCAUCAUUUCUCAUUUACCUGAAUGGUGCCAGCGGCGUAGAUGACGAAUAUUUAAGGAAUACCACCUGGCCUUUGGUAAGAGAUGCGGCCACUUUCUUCACUGCAUACGUGCAAUACAAUCCAGAGCUGGAUGCUUACGAGACGCACAACAUGACGGACCCUGAUGAGUAUGCUAACUUUGUCGACAAUGGGGCAUUCACUAAUGCUGGGAUCAAAACUUUGCUGAAAUGGGCAACGGACAUCGGCAAUCAUUUGAAAGAAGACGUCGAUCCCAAAUGGAAGGAAGUUCAAAAAAAGGUGUUGAUUCCAAUUGCAGAUUCGGACAUAACAUUGGAAUAUUCGAACAUGAAUUCUUCUGUCGAAAUCAAACAAGCUGACGUUGUGCUGAUGACGUACCCACUCGGUUAUAUCACGGAUGAAACCAUUUUGAAUAAUGCAAUCAAGAACUUGUAUUACUAUUCGGAGCGUCAGUCGGCAUCAGGGCCCGCAAUGACAUACCCCGUUUUCGUGGCAGCAGCAGCUGGACUGCUCAACCAUGGCUGCUCCUCUCAAAGUUAUUUGUACAAGUCAGUGUUGCCCUAUGUGAGAGCGCCAUUUGUUCAAUUCAGUGAACAGAGUGACGACAACUUUUUAACGAAUGGUUUAACGCAACCUGCUUUUCCAUUUCUCACGGGAAAUGGAGGCUAUCUACAGAGUAUUCUGUUCGGAUUGACAGGACUACGUUAUUCAUAUGAGACUGAUCCGACUACCGGUCGAAUGACAAGAUUUUUGAAGUUCAACCCAACAAGGCUUCCUCUUCUUCCAGGCGGCAUAAAAAUCACAGAUUUCAAGUACAUGGGACAAGUGUUCGACGUUGUAUUGGGGGACGAAAAUGCUACGAUUACGCACAAAUGCGGCGAUCAACCGAUAAAAAUAAAAGUGCUGGAUCGAAAUGUCAUUCACGACAGGCUUGUUGUGAGCCCUGAGGCUUCCAGAAAACGAACACAUACUAGAUUGCCUGUAACUCAUGUUACUUUGGAGCCAGGUCACAAUAUUUCCAUCAAAAUGUUUAACCCACUUUUGAAUAUCGAUAACAAUCUCGCAGAAGGAAAGCAAGUGACAAACUUCACCACCGGGGUGCCAGGCGAUGUCAUUUAUUCCGUCAUCGAUGGUAACAAUUUUACGCAUUGGCAACCGCUUCGGAAAAGUGAGAACGCCAGAAUUUUGAUUGAUCUUGGCGUGGACAACAAGCACACAUUAACAGGCGGCAGCAUUUUGUGGGGAAAACGGCCUGCCCAAAACAUUUCCGUUUCUGUAUUACCGUACGCUGGAGAUAUAGAAGAGGCGCUUUGCAAUGCCUCCUCGAUUAUCAGGACCUCGGGACCCGACACAGAAACUGAAAUCAUGGGCAUAUCAGGCCCCGCGCGGGACGUGAAAUUGAAACUAAGAGAGACGAAAGAGACCAUUUUCGACAUCACAGAGGCCGAAGAGGACUACCGCUGGGAACUGUUCCGGUCACAGCGUCUCGACAUCGCAAAACUUUCGAAAAUGUCGCCGGACUCAACGCUUUUGAAAAGCAAGUUUGUGACGAUUCUGCGUAAUCUAAGAGUGGAGCCGUCGCUGCCCUAUACGCACGACGACGCGUAUGAAGAUCGAAUCGAGAUUCCACGUUCCAACAUCACGAAUUUCGACUUCAACUACGAAAAUUGCACCAUUACGAACGGUCACGGUUGGCCACCCUCUCGAUUUGUCGUUUUCAGUGUGCAUGGCACUUACGAUCAAGACGAUGAUCCUAAAGGUGCCACGAUCAAGGAAAUUGCACUAUAUUGA
Lachancea sp. 'fantastica' is the source of this 3408-nucleotide messenger RNA. The record is from the annotation of a GenBank genome assembly. NCBI's taxonomy places the organism in Eukaryota, Fungi, Ascomycota, Saccharomycetes, Saccharomycetales, Saccharomycetaceae.